UGUUUCGCAACUUCAGGAUGAACACAAUUCGUCCUUGUGGCUGCAAGGGCGUGCGCACCUGUUUGAGCUGCGAGCAGGACUUCCAGAUAGCCAAGCCCUCGCUGCAGGAGCAGUUCCAGCAGCUGGAAUCCUGGGUCUACUGCGUUCACUGCGAACUUUUGCAGCCCGGUUGGGAUACGACCAAGGUGCAAAAUGCCCAUGGAGACCAUAAAAAAGACGAGGGGCUUCCCCUGCCGGGCGUCCUGGUGCAGGAGGGAUUCCUCAGCGCGGAGGAGGGCUCUCAAUUGAUAACCGACCUGGACGCCCUGCCCUGGGACAUCUCGCAGAGCGGGCGGCGUAAACAGAAUUUCGGACCCAAGACAAACUUCAAGAAACGAAAGCUGCAGCUGGGAUCCUUUGCAGGAUUCCCCCGCAGCACGGAGUACGUGCAGCGACGCUUUGAGGAGGUGCCGCUGCUGCGCAACUUCCAGACCAUCGAACAGUGCUCUUUGGAAUACGAACCCAGUAAGGGAGCCAGCAUAGAUCCGCAUGUGGACGACUGCUGGAUUUGGGGCGAACGAGUGGUCACUGUUAAUUGCCUGGGCGACGCCGUGCUCACCCUGACGCCUUAUGAGAUCCAGCAGCCCGGGAAGUACAACCUGGAUUUGGUUUCUGACUACGAGGGGGAUCUUCUGGCGCCGCUGCUUAAAGAGGAUCAGCUGGCCAACUACAAAGGAAAGGUGCUGCGUAUUCCCAUGCCCAACCUCUCCCUGAUUGUUUUGUAUGGACCUGCGAGGUAUCAGUUCGAGCAUUCCGUUUUGCGCCAAGAUGUCGAGGAGCGACGUGUUUGCAUAGCCUACAGGGAGUUCACGCCCAUGUACAUUAAAGGAGAAGACACACAGAAGGGAGAUCCUGUGAGGGAAAAGUCCCAGCUAUUCUGGGAAAUAAAUUAAAGCUUGUUUAAAAGUAAA
This is a messenger RNA of Drosophila takahashii, 950 nucleotides long. NCBI's taxonomy places the organism in Eukaryota, Metazoa, Arthropoda, Insecta, Diptera, Drosophilidae. The record is from RefSeq and is a predicted model, not a curated record.